Molecule: messenger RNA, 2430 nt
Organism: Anopheles nili
Lineage: Eukaryota; Metazoa; Arthropoda; Insecta; Diptera; Culicidae
Product: transmembrane protein 145-like
Exons: 5
Coding region: 1-2430 (809 amino acids)
Biological process (GO): response to pheromone; G protein-coupled receptor signaling pathway
Source: RefSeq, a predicted model, not a curated record
AUGACGUGGCUGAGGAUAUGCAUCCUGACGCUGUUGGCCAGUGCAUGUGUACCGAUUGGGCAGGCAAAGUAUGUCGAAGGUCAUCUCAAAACAUCCGACAACUGGGCGUUCUUGGCGCGAUUCUGCUUCCUAUCUGGCAAGGGAAAGUACGAGUACCUCAUCGAGUACGAGAAGAAGUUGGGCGAGCUGAAGCUGCUCCUAUAUUACGACGACCGAACGCAAUGGCCUGCGGUGUACAAAACGGACAAGACCUGCACGGAAAAGCUGUCCGUUUUGCAUCCAGAAGACAACCAGAUCGUACCGUUAUCCCCACGCACGCCAUAUAAUCUGUAUUCAGGGUGCUUUCUUCGUACUCCGACGGCCAAGGAGUCCCCGAAUGAUCCGCUCCCCAGGGAUGGCGGAAGUCUAACAACACGCCAUCCACCACGAGGAGGUCCUGGUGUGGGAGGUGGGAUUGGUGGGGAUCUCAAACCACCGGAUGAUGACGCCCAGUACUUCGAUCAGUUCCUGAAGACCAGUACAUCUGAGCCGGAAGGGUUCGCCUUCGAAGACACCACUCACGGAAACGGGACGUAUGAACCAAACUACGAAGUUUUGGUGUCCUCCGAAAGCUCCCUCCAGGGGGUUGGCUUCAUCGGUGAUAAUGGUGAGGUGAACCUACUCGAGAACAGCACAGAUUAUCGGUUACUGGUGGAGCAGCUGUUCCCGGAUGCUGAUGGUGAGUCGACCAGGGAGUCGACGAUGGAUGUGCGUGUUGACAAUGGUUCGCGAGUGCGUCGAGGAACACCAACGGCGCGGUUCGAAACUCGGCUCAUUAUCAGCUGCAGCAACUUUGGUAGCUUCACAAGCUCCCGGGAACGCUGGUGGUACAUCGCCAUCGCCAACUGUGACGCCAAUGGCAAGGGUCUGGACGUGAAGUACCGCUUCCGCAUGACGAAUGGACCUCCGGGAGACUUCUGGCACGAGCAUUUCUCGGCGGAUGAGAUGUUCAUUCCACCGAUCCUGCUGGCGGAGUCCAUCGCCUACAGCAUGCUGCUGCUGGCCGUUUUUAUCUGUGCCGUGGAGCUGAAGGCGCGCCAUCUGUACCACUGCACCUACAGGCUGUUCACGUUGAGCGUGCUACUGCAGUGGUUCGGGGUGCUGUUGCUGAGUGUCACCUGGACCAAGUACGCCGUAUCCGGUAUUGGGCCGUUUCCGAACUUUGGCGGCAUCUUCACCAGUGCCAGCGAGAUCUCCUUCCUUCUGCUGCUAUUGCUGAUGGCGAAAGGUUACACCAUCACCCGAGCACGACUGAAGACCUGCUCGACGGUGAAGAUCACCAUAUUCAUCAAUCUGUACGUGGUCGUGUACGUGUCACUCUACAUCUACCAGGCGGAGGCGUUCGAUCCGGGUGAGGUCCUCAAUCUGUACGAGUCCCCAGCCGGGUUUGGAUUGGCAGGAUUGCGAUGUGCUGGCUGGGGUUUCUUCAUGUAUGCGUGUGCAGCAACGAUCCGCAAGUUCGCUGAGAAGACGCCCUUUUACUACCCUUUCGCGAUGCUUGGUUCCCUUUGGAUCCUUAGUGGACCCGUUCUUACAUUGCUCGGGGUUAGUCUCCUCGAUCCGUGGGUUCGCGAGUCCGCUAUGCACGGUGCACUCGGUGCGGUCGCUUUUGCAGGACAUCUGGCGUUCCUGUGGUUGACGUGGCCAUCACGAGCGAAUCGCAGCUUUCCGUACCACGUGCGCACGAACCACGUGGGCAUUUCGCAUGGCGAGGACGAUGAAGUGACGUAUCCAAAGCAUGCGUACGAACCCUCUGUCAUCCUGGCCAACCACAAUCACCAUCACCAACAUCACCAGGCGUAUGGGUCUGAGUCGAAUGGACACGCCAACGGGUUCCUUGUGCCGUUGGCCCGCACCGAUGGUCUCUACGAUCAGUACCUUCGGGAGCGGGACAUCUACCACAGCGGUUCUACGCCGCUUAGCUACGUAUCUUUUCCAGCUCCGGCGCGGCAAAAUGGCGCCGCAAAUGGUGUCGCCAACGGUACCACCCAACAAGAGCACGUACGGAAUGGUGACUCGGUUCAACACCUUCCGCCGGAUGCGACUCCCGAACCUCCAUCGGCACAACACCUUCGCAGCCCGUUAGCCCUCGAGGUGGACGCAGCCGACGUGUCCGGUCAGCCAUCGCUCGAGGUCGCCGAGCAGGUUUCUAGCAACCCACCACUGAGUGGGAAUGGCUCGAUCGCGUCGACCGAUCGGGACCAGGAUCGGGACGAUCGACGACCGUACAAUCCGUUUCUGGCUGCAUCUGGGGACGCCACUCGCAAGCCAAACCGCAUCAUUCUGCCCAGCCUCGAACAUCCGGUGACAGGACCUCCGGAAGCGGAACAAUCCGGAUCCGGUGGAGGAUCCGUUCCGAAGCACCUGUUCGCGGCUAAGCGAGAUCCGUAG